Acanthoscelides obtectus is the source of this 195-nucleotide messenger RNA. The record is from the annotation of a GenBank genome assembly. NCBI's taxonomy places the organism in Eukaryota, Metazoa, Arthropoda, Insecta, Coleoptera, Chrysomelidae.
AUGCUGAAAUCAGAAUACUUAGUUGCAGGCGAUACAGGAAUUGAUCUGAAUUUGGAUACUGGCACAGUGAAAAACUGCAAGAAAUUCAGACACCUGGAAGUUACAAUUUCGGACAACGGAAAGAGUGACGAAGAUAUUCGGAAUAAAAUAUUACGGGGAAAGCGAGUUAUUGAACAAUUGAGUCCAGUAUUAUGA